AUGAAUCACCGUACCAAUGCCUUUUUCCCUUUGAUCAUUGAUGCAGAUGCGGGUACAACCCCUCCCACCUUACUCAUAGAGGCCAACAACAGCGACCAGAAAGGCAGCGUAGCUUGGUCUGUCUCUGCCAACUCUUCUGCACAUGUUGCCCCUACCGUGAUCGAUCUCACUGGUAGCGACCACGAUCACAGCAGCGAAAUUCUUCACGAUCACAGCAGCAGCGAUCUUCUUCCUCCAUCCAUAAUCCGACCAUUGAUUUUAAACCCUAGUGGCGUUGUUCAACCUGACGAAGACCCCGUCCUUGCUGGCCUCAAAGAUAGCAUUCAAAGUAUCAGUAUGAACGAAGUAUCGGGUACAUUUUAUUUGUCUACCUUCAAUAUGAGAUAUAAACUUACUGAUAUUGCUUUUAUUCCCGAAGUUCCAAAUGUGUCGACGCAGUCUCAAUCCAACACAGAAGGUUUCAAAGUUCCGUACUACGAAGAUUUGGAAAACUUGGGGGUGAAAGAGGAGGGUCGUCUUUACCGCGUAGAGGAAAAGACGUUUCAACAAGACUCGCCUUAUUACGACGAAUACGAAUUUGUCUCCCUUUUGAAAGACAGCAUCUACUACAAAUGCUUUGACAAAGUCACGGUUAAUGUCAGAGACAAUGCUGAUAUGUACCAUUGUAGGAUCUAUCUCGAUCACCGAGAGGCCAAAGGUUGGUAUUUUCUCAAAUACGAAGACACGUGGGCCCGUUUGGAAUCACAAGGACGCGCGCAAUGUUUCGAGCGUGCUCUGAGUUCUCGAGACGCGAGAAUGGUACUGGCUAGGUUUAAAGACGAACUUUUUAAAAGAACCAGGAACGAGCGCGGAAAGAUCAACCCAGUGCACCUGCUAUGGCACGGCCUUGCGGAAGCUAUGAAGGUUCAGCCUUGUCAUGUUGUGCAAUGUGCAGGUUCCAAAUACGAAGAUGAACCUCGUUGGAUGGUAAUUGAGGGUGUCAACGAAGAGAGUACCCAUCGCUUUAUAUACGAAUAUGGUUUUAACAUUCAGCCGAUGGAACCGCAUAACUGGACAGACCUAAUUAAUGCAUUUGUUCACUUCACUUACCAAUUAAGUGGUGGCAAGUCUUUGAUAGCCAAACUCAAUGGUGACGCACGUGGUCAAAUUACCAACGUGGUAAUUUAUGACAAAGAGUAUGUUUUCAAUUUCAUACUUCAGAAAGGGCGUGCUAAUUCUGAUAAAUACAACAAUGCAUUUAGGCGCCGCCCAUUUCACAGCCAAACCAGUCAAGAAAUGAUGGAUAAGAUCAAGAAUGUGUUUGAAGUGCACUUUCCUUACGAGCAUAAAUGCAAUUUGAUAUGCCAACAUAUCGGCGACCAAAAGUUAAUAUAG
Melampsora larici-populina 98AG31 is the source of this 1374-nucleotide messenger RNA. RefSeq lists its product as uncharacterized. NCBI's taxonomy places the organism in Eukaryota, Fungi, Basidiomycota, Pucciniomycetes, Pucciniales, Melampsoraceae. Gene Ontology annotation, molecular function: ATP binding; protein serine/threonine kinase activity. The coding region runs from base 1 to 1374 and encodes 457 amino acids. Gene Ontology annotation, biological process: protein phosphorylation. The transcript has 2 exons. The record is from RefSeq and is a predicted model, not a curated record.